This is a messenger RNA of Lepus europaeus (European hare), 2800 nucleotides long. RefSeq names its product ectonucleotide pyrophosphatase/phosphodiesterase 3 (gene ENPP3). The record is from RefSeq and is a predicted model, not a curated record. Lineage: Eukaryota; Metazoa; Chordata; Mammalia; Lagomorpha; Leporidae. Gene Ontology annotation, molecular function: nucleoside triphosphate diphosphatase activity; metal ion binding; nucleic acid binding. Gene Ontology annotation, biological process: nucleoside triphosphate catabolic process. The transcript has 25 exons. The coding region runs from base 92 to 2713 and encodes 873 amino acids.
UGUGCAAUCAUGCAGUUUCUUUUUGCCCACUCAAGGAAAGAAGGAGCACUAUUGUCUUCUGGUCAAACAGGUUUAUGCAGCGGCCAGAACAAUGGAUUCCAGGCUAAGUGUAGUAACAGAAGAGUCUGUUAAGAAGAGCACCCUUAGGAAAUACAAAAUAAUAUGUAUUGUUCUUCUUGCCUUGUUGGUGAUCGUGUCACUUGGAUUAGGCCUGGGGCUUGGACUCAGGAAACCAGAAGGGCAAGAAAGCUGCAGGAAAAAAUGCUUUGAUUCAUCAUACAGAGGACUAGAGGGCUGCCGAUGUGAUGCAGGAUGUAACAACCGUGGCGAUUGCUGCUGGGAUUUUACAGGCACCUGUGUGGAACCAGCUCAAAUAUGGACAUGCACUAAAUUUCGGUGUGGGGAGACCAGACUAGAGAACACGCUUUGCUCGUGUGCAGACGACUGUUUGCAGAGGAAAGACUGCUGCACCAACUACAAGAGCGUUUGCCAAGGAGAAACCUCAUGGGUGAAUGAAGACUGUAUCUCUGCCCAGCAGUCUCAAUGUCCAGAAGGGUUUGACCUGCCACCAGUUAUCCUAUUUUCAAUGGAUGGCUUCAGAGCUGAGUAUUUGCAAACAUGGAGCACUUUAAUGCCUAAUAUCAAUAAACUGAAAACAUGUGGAAUUCAUUCAAAAUACAUGAGGCCUGUGUAUCCUACCAAAACCUUUCCAAAUCAUUAUACCAUUGUUACGGGCUUAUAUCCAGAAUCACAUGGCAUCAUUGAUAAUAACAUGUAUGAUGUAAAUCUCAACAAGAACUUUUCACUUUCUUCAGCGGAGAAAAAUCAACCAACCUGGUGGCAGGGGCAACCGAUAUGGCUGACAGCAAUGUAUCAAGGUCUAAAAGCUGGUACCUUCUUUUGGCCGGGAUCUGAUGUGGCUAUAAAUCAGACCUUCCCUUCCUUGUAUUCACCUUACAACGGAAGCAUCCCAUAUGAGAAGAGGGUCACUACAUUGUUGGAAUGGUUGGACUUGCCCAAAGCUGAAAGACCUGAUUUUUAUACCAUCUAUGUGGAACAGCCUGAUUCUGCGGGACACAAUAAUGGGCCAGUCAGUGCCGCAGUAAUCCAAGCCUUACAGUCAGUAGAUAAUGCUUUCGGAAUGCUGAUGGAAGGCUUAAAACAGCGGAACUUACACAACUGUGUGAAUAUAAUCGUUUUGGCUGACCAUGGAAUGGACCAGACUUCCUGUGACAAGAUGGAGUAUAUGACUGAUUAUUUUCAACAAAUAUACUUCUAUAUGUAUGAAGGACCUGCUCCCCGCAUCAGGAGUCGUAAUAUACCUCUUGACUUUUUUAGCUUUAAUUCUGAAGAAGUUGUUAGGAACCUCAGUUGUCGAAAACCUGAUCAGCACUUCAAACCCUACCUGACUCCUGAUUUGCCCAAACGACUCCACUAUGCCAACAAUGUCCGAAUUGACAAAGUUCAUCUCAUGGUGGAUCGGCAGUGGCUGGCUGUGAGGAAUAGACUAAGUUCGUACUGUGGAGGAGGCAACCAUGGUUAUAACAAUGAAUUUAAGAGCAUGGAGGCUAUAUUUUUGGCACAUGGACCCAAUUUUAAAGAGAAAACUGAAGUUGAACCAUUUGAAAAUAUUGAAGUCUAUAACCUAAUGUGUGAUCUUUUACGCAUUCAGCCGGCACCAAACAACGGUACCCAUGGCAGCUUAAACCAUCUUCUGAAGUUGCCUUUUUAUGAACCAACCCAUGCACAAGAAGCAUCAGAAUUGUCUGUUUGUGGCUUUACUGCUUCACUGCCCACAGAUAGUCUAAACUGCUCAUGCUCUGAACUGCAAGACAAUGAAAUAGAAAGUGUGAAUCAAAUGCUAAACCUCACUGAAGAAGACAUAACAGCCACAGUGAAACUAAAUAUGCCAUUUGGGAGGCCCAGGGUUAUACAGAAGAACAAGGAACACUGUCUCCUUUACCACAAAGAAUAUGUCAGUGGCUUCGGAAAAGCUCUGAGGAUGCCCCUGUGGACUUCAUACACAGUCCCCAAGCCAGGAGACACAUCGCCUCUUCCUCCCACUGUCUCAGACUGUCUGCGGGCUGAUGUCAGGGUUGCUCCUUCUGAGAGCCAAAAUUGUUCCUUUUAUUCAGCAGACAAGGAUAUCACCCACGGCUUCCUCUAUCCGCCUGGAAACAACCAAACUUCUCAGAGUCAAUAUGAUGCCUUAAUCACAAGUAAUGUUGUCCCUAUGUAUGAAGAAUUCAAAAAAAUGUGGGACUACUUCCACAAUGUGCUUCUUAUAAAAUAUGCCAUGGAAAGAAAUGGAGUAAAUGUUGUCAGUGGGCCAGUGUUUGAUUAUAAUUAUGAUGGUCAUUUUGAUGCCCCAAAUGAAAUUACAAAUUACAUAGCCAACACCAGUGUUCCCAUCCCAACACACUACUUUGUGGUGCUGACAAGCUGCACAAACAAGAGCAACACAGCCGAAAACUGCCCCGAGCCGCUGGACGUCCUCCCUUUCAUCAUCCCGCACCGACCCACCAACGUGGAGAGCUGCCCUGAAAACAAAACAGAGGAUCUCUGGGUUGAAGAAAGAUUUAAAGCACACAUCGCCCGAGUCCGUGACAUCGAACUUCUUACUGGGCUGGAUUUUUAUCAGGAAAAAGCACAGCCUGUCUCUGAAAUUUUGCAACUGAAGACAUACUUACCCACAUUUGAAACCGUCGUUUAAGUCAAUGUGUAAAGCAAUGUUGCCAAAUCUAGAUGAUUUUUUUUUCUGCUGGAGAACCAUAAAAUAAAGUGUUCUAUUUUUCCUUAA